Messenger RNA from Anopheles coustani, 4625 nucleotides. RefSeq names its product probable phosphorylase b kinase regulatory subunit alpha. The transcript is spliced from 11 exons. The coding region runs from base 626 to 4372 and encodes 1248 amino acids. Gene Ontology annotation, biological process: glycogen metabolic process. The record is from RefSeq and is a predicted model, not a curated record. Gene Ontology annotation, molecular function: calmodulin binding. Gene Ontology annotation, cellular component: phosphorylase kinase complex. NCBI's taxonomy places the organism in Eukaryota, Metazoa, Arthropoda, Insecta, Diptera, Culicidae.
GAUUAUCUAUUAUAUGCAGAAGCAUAUAUAACUGUACUCUAGAAGUGCUAAAUAACAUUCAAGAAAUAUUUGGCUACUUGGUUGAACGCCAUUUCUAUGGAAUAAAUUUUAAUCGGCAAUACUUCGAAUAAUGGAUGAUGCGGCAAUGAACUAAAUGAAAUGCAUAUCGAGAAACAUAAGUUGCGUGUAGAGAGAGCUUAAUGUAAACGCGGUCUGAGGCUAUGCUGUGCGGUUUAACAAUGUCCGUAUCGUCAUCUAAAGUAAUGUUCGUCUGGUCGCUAUUGAAUUGACAUUCAAGUGACAUUCUCAUCUAUACUCGGCAUCAGCUGCGGGUGGCAGCGACUUGGAACGCGAAGGAUUCUGGUGGAAAAUUCACUCACUCGUACAGUUUCCCUGUUGCCUUGUCGGAAGUGUUGAAAGUAAUCUUGUUUACUGCAAUUAGACGAUAGAUGAAAGAAAAUAACAAUCAAACUUAUCAGAACGCCACAAUCAACCAAAAGCAGUUCGUGUUUCAGAAAGGUGGGAAAACAAAACACUUGUGAGAAAAGAAGUCGAUCGUACACAGCUACGUACACCGUCAGGUACAUAUUGAGCCGAGCUACGAGUACCAAAAUCAUUCGACAAAAUGCGUAGCCGAAGCAAUUCCGGAGUUCGAUUGGACUAUUACCAGCGAAUCGUCCAUCGCCUAAUUAUGCGCCAUCAGCAACCGGUGACUGGAUUGUUUCCUGCAAGUCCACAAACACAGCAUGCCUGGAUACGUGACAAUGUGUACUGCAUUCUGGCGGUCUGGGGCCUAUCGAUGGCGUAUAAAAAGAUCGCUGAUCAAGACGAAGAUCGCGCUAAAGCGUACGAGCUGGAGCAGUGCUGCGUAAAGCUGAUGCGCGGAUUGUUGAUGGCGAUGAUGAACCAAAAAGAAAAGGUUGAACGUUUCAAAAUGACGCAGAAUCCACUGGAUUCGUUACACGCCAAGUACUCCAGCCGCAAUGGUCAGAUCGUGGUGGGCGACAGUGAGUGGGGACAUUUGCAGAUCGAUGCGAUUUCCCUCUAUCUACUCAUUUUGGCACAAAUGACCGCCUCUGGUCUACAGAUCGUAUUCUCACUCGAUGAGGUGGCCUUCAUACAAAACCUGGUUUUCUAUAUUGAAUCAGCCUACUGCAUCCCUGACUAUGGUAUUUGGGAGCGUGGUGACAAAUCGAACCAUGGCCAGCCAGAAUUGAACGCCAGCUCAAUCGGCAUGGCAAAGGCUGCCCUGGAGGCAAUGAAUGAACUGGAUUUGUUUGGUGCCCGCGGAGGUUCCGGUUCGGUGAUACACGUCCUUGCGGAUGAAGCGCACAAGUGUCAGGCAGUGCUUCAAUCGAUGCUACCGCGCGAAUCGAACAGCAAAGAACUGGACGCGGGACUGCUAUCGGUGGUUGGUUUCCCUGCGUUUGCAUGCGACGACCCGCAGUUGAUUGAAACGACGCAGGAGGCAAUAAUAACGCGACUGCAAGGACGGUACGGAUGCAAACGGUUCCUGCGAGAUGGCUAUAAGACGCCGAAGGAGGACAACACACGUUUGUACUACGAGCGCUGGGAGCUACGCAUGUUUGAGAAAAUCGAGUGCGAAUGGCCGUUAUUCUUCUGUUAUCUGAUAUUGAACAAGGCUUUCCAGAACGAUAAGCAAGCGGUGGCCGAAUAUUCUCGCAAGCUCGAAGAAAUACUAGUGAAGACAGAGGAGGGUAUGAAGUUGAUACCGGAAUUGUACGCCGUGCCAGAUGAAGCAGUUUCCUCCGAGUAUCAAGCACCUGGGAGCCAGCAGCGUGUAGUCGUCGGGCGUUGCCCAUUCCUAUGGGGCCAAUCACUAUACAUACUUGGUAAAUUACUGCAAGAGGGAUUUCUUGCAGUUGGUGAGCUAGACCCAUUGAAUCGUCGUCUGGGAGCUCAGAAAAAACCAGACGUCGUAGUUCAGGUCGUUAUACUGGCUGAGGAUAACGAUAUUCGCGACAAGUUGGCUGAACACGGCAUCCAGGUCCAAACAAUCUCGGAUGUAGCACCGAUCGAGGUUCAGCCAGCUCGCGUUCUCAGUCACCUCUACACUUAUCUUGGGCGAAACAAGAAACUCGGACUCUCCGGUCGCAAGUCUCGUGACGUCGGUAUUCUAAGUACAAGUAAGCUGUACUCACUGAAGGAUCGUAUCUUCGCGUUCACACCCCAGAUAUUCGACCAUGACGAGUACUAUACAUCACGCGAUCCCGCCCUGCUGGCGAGCAAUUUCACGGACAUACUUGCCUUCCUGAGCUAUAGCUGGCGCCAUCUUCUCGGUCGGCCGACAAUCACACUGAUGGCAACCCAUUGGCUUCUAGAUAACAAUAAAGUACCGCUGGCGAUGAUACAAACGAUGAAGAAGCUCAAGUCCGGCUACAUCAGCGGCACUAGGGUCAUACUUGGCAACCUCGGUGACUUCAUCAACACAUCGGCCAUCACGGACCUGAGUUUUCUCGGCAGCCAGGAAGAUGGAUAUCCCGACAAAUUGAAUCCAGCUGUUCAGGCGUACCUUGAUGAACACCUGCUGCGUUCCUUUAGCCACCGCGCGUCUACGACAUCCAUCCGGUCGUCUGGAUUGCGCCCUAAAAACCUUCGCCGCCGCAUGUCCGUUAAGGGUGCCAUCAAGAAGACCCGUUCGAUUAAUGUCGAUUCUGAAACACUCGGUAUGGAGGGUAACGUUACAGAACGACGCCUAUCGCACGUAACACCGCAGUGGCUGGAGCCAAAUCAGACUACCAUUCCCGGAGGCUCCGCUGCCGGUGCUGGCACCAUGGCCAGUGGUGGCACGUCAGCCUCCCGUGAUCCGUCACCGAACGCACAAACUAUCGUCCAGUCGCAGGCACCCCGGUUCGCCGAGCGUGUUUCGCUCGACGACGACGGCAAGAAGCUACACAUCCAAACAUCGGCCACCGCAGCCAUGCCUAAGAUACACAUUCAACCACUGCCAAGACAUCGGCCAACAACCGAAACAAACUUUGAGAACACCGAGGUGGAGGAGUUAAUAGCAAUGCUGCGAGAGACGGAAAGCCUAGAGGAGCAGGGUGACAUCCUGCAGCAUCUUGUGGAUACCCAAGGGCUUGACUUCAAUACCGAGCUGCAAACGGGUGGCGUUAAUGAAGAUUCCCCAUCUCAAGGCAUGCUCGAGGAGGGUCGUGUCGUGACGGUGCGCGGCCUGCUCAAGGGGCUGUAUGAGAAGGCAUGCCAGCAGAAAAUGUGGGGUCUGGUGCGUCAUACGGCCGGCAUGCUCGGCAAGCGCGUCGAGGACCUAGCGAAGGCGGUUACCGAUUUGCUUGUGCGGCAAAAGCAAGUUACCGUCGGAAUGCCUCCGAAUAGUGAGCACACCAUUACUGCGCCGUUGCCCGAAAUGGAACUGCGUCACGUUAUCCACGAAGCUUACGGCGACGACGAGAGUACCGCCAUGCUGUCCCAGGAGUUGCUCGUCUACCUGGCGAUGUUCAUUCGCACCGAGCCGCAGCUGUUCCAUGAGAUGCUCCGGCUGCGCGUCGGACUCAUCAUUCAGGUGAUGGCGAAGGAACUGUCGCGCACGCUGAACUGCGACGGUGAGCAGGCAUCGGAACAUCUGCUCAACCUGUCGCCGUUCGAGAUGAAGAAUCUGCUGCACCACAUUCUCAGCGGCAAGGAGUUCGCGAUCAACAGUGUCGCCCGGGGCAACAUCUCGAUCGUCAGCUGCAAGUCGAGCCGAGUCAGCAAGAAGAGCCAGAUCGGCAUCGGCGAGCCGGAAGGCGCCGAAGGGUCACUGAUCGACGACCGGCAGGGGCAGUGGUUGCGUCGCCGUCGCCUGGAUGGCGCACUCAAUCGCGUGCCGCGUGACUUUUACCCCCGAGUGUGGACGGUGCUUGAGCGGUGCGCCGGCCUGGCGAUCGAGGGCCGUGUUUUGCCGCAAAGUUUAACGCAGGAGAUGACACCGAACGAGCUUAAGUUCGCCCUGGAGGUGGAGACGGCGCUGAACACGAUCCCGCAGCCGGAGUACCGCCAGCUCGUCGUCGAAGCGCUGAUGGUGCUCACGCUUGUCACGGAGCACAACAUCCUGGCGUCGAUUGGCAACAUCAUCUACGUCGAGCACCUGGUGCACAAGGCAAACCAGCUGUUUUUGGAGGACCAGCGCAAGGUGCACGGCGAUGCGAUGCUGUGCUGUGCUAAAAACAAGGACAUCCGUGAGACAACGACCGCUGGCCUAUUGCUGUGCGGCGGUGCCGCCUACAUCUGCCAGCAUCUGUACGACAGCGCACCGAGCGGCAGUUACGGAACGAUGACGUACAUGGCCCGUGCGGUCGCGUCCGUGCUCGAAUUGCCGAAGCAGGGUGACAUGGACUGUACGAUUUCCUAAAUCGCGGCAGAUAUUGUUGAACGCAAAUGUUGAACGCAACGCUUCCUAGCAGUAGUUAAGAACUAUAAAAGUCAGAUGCGGCAACACUACCCAUGUUAUGCAAUCCAUCAAGUAGGCACUACUAACUCUCUUAUACAGUUACUCCCAAAUAUGAAGGUACAGUAUCGAUUUGCACGUUUAACCCAAAUUCUCUUGGUCAAUUCUCUUCGUAGCGGUAAAAUUCUAAAAGCAUAUGAUAGAGGAACUUGUAAUG